UACAGUAAAUAUUUGUGUUUGCUCAACCGGCUGUAAUGGUGGACGACUGAAGCAGGGAAACGGAAUACAACUAGAGAGAAGAAAGAGAGGAAAACGGUCGAAAGUCUGUUUCAGAGCCAGUCGCCGCGAGUAGGACACGGACUUCGUCGAAAAUGGAUGAACUCAAACAUCAAGUCAUGAUUAACCAGUUCGUCCUGACGGCGGGUUGUGCGGCAGACCAGGCGAAGCAGCUUUUGCAAGCGGCACAUUGGCAGUUCGAGACUGCCCUCAGUGCCUUUUUUCAAGAAACAAAUAUUCCAUAUGGCCAUCAUCAUCAAAUGAUGUGCACCCCAGCCAACACACCAGCAACACCCCCAAACUUCCCUGACGCGUUGACCAUGUUCUCCAGGCUGAAGGCGUCUGAGAGCUUCAACAGCGGCAGCGGCGGCAGUCCCAUGGCCGCCUCCAUGGCCACCUCACCCCCGCCCCCUCAAGUCGGCGGUUGGGGCGUCUCACCAAACGUACCUAAUGUGCCGCAACCUCCACAGGGACUCUGGACUCAGGGGCAGCCCCCCACGCAGCCCUGCCCCGCCUGGCCCACGGGGGUGAACCCCCACACGGGCGCGGAGCAGAAGGCUAGUGUAGCGAUGGAGGCGGAGAGAUGAAGGGACUGAAAACUACCUCCUUCCA
This is a messenger RNA of Cheilinus undulatus (humphead wrasse), 669 nucleotides long. RefSeq names its product UBA-like domain containing 1a (gene ubald1a). Gene Ontology annotation, molecular function: protein binding. Lineage: Eukaryota; Metazoa; Chordata; Actinopteri; Labriformes; Labridae. The transcript is spliced from 3 exons. Bases 153 to 644 code for a protein of 163 amino acids. The record is from RefSeq and is a predicted model, not a curated record.